AUGGCUACCCCCAGUGUUCUUACAUUUGACACUGAGGGCCGUGCUAUUGACUUCGAGGUCUGGGUCGAUGACCUCCAGCUGUUCCUCCAGUGCGAUAGUGCAGGCGGCCUCUCUCUGUUCGACCUCACCUCUGGUGCCUCCCUGGCCCCACCUGCUAUUGCUGACAGCACUUACAAGAGUGCUCAGACCUUGUACGACGCUGUAGUUGCACGCUACUCUUCCCCUGCCACUGCUGCGCUGAGCCGCCUCAUGCUACCGUACCUCUUCCUUGACCUUGCUGCCUUUCCCACAGUCGCUGACCUCAUUACGCACCUCCGCACUAGUGACACUCGCUACCGCGGUGCGCUUCCUGCUGAGUUCUGCGCCAAGAACCCCCCCCCCCCCAUGUACAUCACCCUCUACUACAUAGUCACCCGGCUCCCUGACUCUCUCCGCGUAGUAAGGGACCACUUCCUCUCAGUUUGCCCCACCACUCUCACCAUUGACCUUCUCGAGAAGGGCCUCCUAGCAGCAGAGAAGAGCAUAGUCGCUGUAGGAGCCUCUCGUGGUGACCCUCGCACCCCCAUCUUUGAGGGGUGUUCCCCCUCCCCCCUCUUGCCCUCUAUUGCUUCUGCUGCUGCAGCCGACCUUGUUGGUUUCGAGUCGGUCGGCGCUGCGUCUGCCCCUAGCGGGAGACGCCGCACCGGCAAGGGCAAGGGGGGCAAGGGCGCUGGAGGGGCUGGCGGGGGCGGUGGAGGUGGUGGUGGGGGCAGUGGAGGGGGUGGGGGUGGUGGUGGGAGUGGUGGCGGGGGUGGCGGCGGCGGCGGAAGCAGUGGAGGAGUGGAGGCGGCGAUGGUGGCGGAGGGAGCGAAGGCGGCGGAGGUGGCGGAGGAGGCGGAGCUGGAGGAGGCGGCGGAGGCGGCGGCGGCGGCGGCGGUGGUGGAGCGGGUCGCGACUCUGCGCAGAGGAGUGGCUCAGAUGGUGGUCCGCGCCAGGGCAGCGGAGUGGUGUGACCCUGUCCCCUCAGCAGCUUCGUGA
Molecule: messenger RNA, 1017 nt
Organism: Closterium sp. NIES-65
Lineage: Eukaryota; Viridiplantae; Streptophyta; Zygnematophyceae; Desmidiales; Closteriaceae
Source: the annotation of a GenBank genome assembly